UGCAUGCCAGAGGAGAGAAACAAAGGAACCAUGUUCAAGCCUGUAAACAUUGAUGAGAUCAUGUCCAGAUACAAGCCCAUUGCACCCAAGCCUCAGCUCUUGUUUGAAAGCCACCCAAAUGACCAAAACACCCACCAAUCUCCUACCAUCUCCCCUCCUAGAACUAGGGCCGGUAGGCCCAGGAAGAGAGGCAAAACUGUCAAUUCAACCUUCACCCCCAAAAACCCAGAACCCCAUUUCAAGAAAUUCUCUCCUUAUGCUUCUUCUCUUCUAAAAAACACCCAUCAUGACCCACCUCCGUACAGUUUUGGACAUGGCAUCCCAGGGUCUGGGCUUCAUGAGAGCCCAACAAGCAGUUGUGGAGGUUUGGUUGCACUGCCUCUUCCUCCAUACGCAUGUUCUAAUAUGGAAGCUAUGAUCUUGAAUUGUAGGUCUGAGACUCCACAGGAAAAGGACUUACUGCACAAACUACAGACACACCUUUCGGGUCCAGACAAUUCGGGAUGUGGGACCCUCGUCACGCCUCAGCCCGUGAGGCCUGUUGGCUCGAGCAUCAGCGUCGAAUGCAUUAGUGGAAGCCCGAGUAUUGGUUUCAUACCACCUGUUUCCAAGAGACCGGAGGAAGUCGAGGAAGAGGUCGAAUCGGACGCGUUGCCUUCCAUUGUUUCAGAUUCAAACAACAGGGUUCGGCUCGUUAAUUCAGCUUACAAGGAGUUGGUGGGCCAGCCCGAAUGCCCAUGGCUCGAUUCGAUGGUUGGCGAAGAUGGAACAUCAAGGACAGGGCCGAAGAGGAUUUGUGGGGAGGUGGCGUUAGUUCUUUCGGACUCGAUGGAGGUGCCAAUUUCAUCUAAUGGAUUUUCAUGCAGGGUGAAGAUUGAGUGGGCCAGCAAUGGCCAUAAGAUCUUCAUCAAUGCUCCUUGUGAUGUGGUCAGACUCUCAUGUGAAUCCAAGGGCUACCUAUUCACAUGGAAGUUCCACACUAACUUCUAAAAGCUUAUGAUCCCAGUGUCUCCAGUCUAUAGAUAGAUAAAUGUU
Messenger RNA from Magnolia sinica, 1035 nucleotides. RefSeq lists its product as uncharacterized. The transcript has a single exon. The coding region runs from base 4 to 990 and encodes 328 amino acids. NCBI's taxonomy places the organism in Eukaryota, Viridiplantae, Streptophyta, Magnoliopsida, Magnoliales, Magnoliaceae. The record is from RefSeq and is a predicted model, not a curated record.